AUGGCCACUUGGACAAUACAAGCUCUCUCAUUGGCACUGUGCCUUUCAGCAGGAUUUCAACAGGGAUAUAUAGCAUCCGUUCUCAAUCAACCAUAUCUUCAAAUACAAAAAUUCAUCAACGAGUCAUGGAUCUAUCGAACUGGCCAUCCAAUGGGAUCAGGAACCCUUGUAGGUUUGCUAGUCUUGGCACAAUUGCACCCGACGUAUAAGUCUUACUUCUUCCAGGAUAUGCUGUGGUCCUUUCUCAACAUCUGCUUUCCGAUAGCAAUGAUUUUUGGGCAGUUUUUGGCUGCUUACCUCUGCAGACGGAUCGGUAGGAGAUAUACGGCAUUGCUGGCGAGUGCUCUGUACAUUCCUGCCACGCUCCUCAGUGCCGCUUCAAAAAUCUGCUUUCCUGCAUUCGAGAUGUUGUUCGUUGGGAGAAUUCUUUGGUCUCUCGCCUGUGGAAUAAACAGCGUCAAUGCAACUGUUUGGAUCGUGGAAUGUGCACCUCCUGCCAUACGUGGCCGGAUGGCGGCAAUGCAGGAAUUCUUCAUGGCUAUUGGUGCCUUAAUAACACAAGCGCUUGGAGUGCCCUUUGCGGACGAUGCUCUGUGGCCGUGGAUUUUUCUGCCGAAUGUCGCUUUCGUAAUAGCGUCGAUGAUAAUGUUUGGCUUCCUUCAUGAUUCGCCUCAAUAUAUCAUACAAAAAACGGGCGACCCAGAACAAGCGGACUAUGGCGUCAUCAAAACUGAGCACAGCUCAAUGGCUAUACUAUUCAUGCCAUGGAAGGCACGCGAUCCAUUGUCCCAGGUUAUUCGUCAUGGAGCCUGGCUGGGCGUGAUGGUCAAGAUCGCAUACGUCUUCACUGGUGCCAGAUGUAUCCGUGCAUACUCUACUUUUAUCCUCUAUUCAAUGGCUGGCUGGUCGCACAAAGCUGCGCUGUUUGAAUCUCUGAUGAUAGGAUUUGCACGAUUGCCUACAACCCUUAUACCGGUGCUGCUGGUUGACCGUUUCGGUAGACGGCCGCUGCUUAUCAUAUCCACAAUCGUUUGUUUUAUUUCACUCGGGUUAAUGAUUGUCGGAAUCGAUAUUGGACCAAGCUGGAGGAUUGCGACAUUGGUUGGCCUGACCACAGUUCUUCUGAUCAGCGCGUGUGGAAUCGGAUCGCUUUCACGGUUCUAUGCUGCCGAAUUGGUGCCUCGAAGCAUUCUUCUCGAGUCCACCUCAAUCCUUACAAUGUUCGAAGCGCUGACGAAGAUAGGAAUCGAAUUCGCCUUCUACCCCCUGGCCAAUGUGGUAGGUGCAUCAAGCAUUUUUGAGCUAGUGCUUUUUUCGCACGAAAGUGGUGUGUGA
Molecule: messenger RNA, 1335 nt
Organism: Ostertagia ostertagi
Lineage: Eukaryota; Metazoa; Nematoda; Chromadorea; Rhabditida; Trichostrongylidae
Source: the annotation of a GenBank genome assembly